Messenger RNA from Doryrhamphus excisus (bluestripe pipefish), 2022 nucleotides. It is a transcript of the gene hs6st3b, whose product is annotated as heparan sulfate 6-O-sulfotransferase 3b. Gene Ontology annotation, molecular function: heparan sulfate 6-sulfotransferase activity. Gene Ontology annotation, cellular component: membrane. Lineage: Eukaryota; Metazoa; Chordata; Actinopteri; Syngnathiformes; Syngnathidae. The record is from RefSeq and is a predicted model, not a curated record.
UCACCUCCCAAGACACCACACGCGUACUGUUGCGUUUUACACCGGAGAGGACCUCAAGCAUGGGAGCCAUCAUGGGCGCGGAUUUUCGGGUUUUUAGAAGUUUGAUCCCGCAGCCAUGAAUCUCAACUUUAGAAAGGGAAGACGCUUUCGCUCUGUCAACAUGUGGCACCCGUACCCGAAAUAUUAGGCACCUUAAGGAGCAUUGAGUCCAGAACACUUCUUCUCCCCAGUGAUGGAAUGAAGACGAAACCUAUAAUGGAUGAUAAGUCCAGCAAGCUGAUCUUGGUUCCUAUUCUCGCUGUGCUUUUUGUUACGAUAGGCUACCAGUACAUAUGUCCCGCAGGAAGCAAUUCGUGCCCCCUGAAAAACGGAGACACGCUGCGGGGAGUGAGCCUUCUCGCUACUCGCUACCAGGACGGAGAUGAUUUCGACCGGGACCAGGACCAGGACCUGGAGGACGACGCGCCUUCGAAGGUGCCGUCAAAAUUCAACUUCACCGAAAGAGACUUGAACAGACACGUUGAGUUCAACAUUAAAGGGGACGACGUGAUCGUGUUCCUGCACAUCCAGAAGACUGGAGGGACCACCUUCGGCAGGCACCUGGUGAGGAAUAUCCGCUUGGAGCAGCCGUGCGACUGCAAGCCCGGCCAGAAGAAGUGCACUUGUCACCGGCCGGGGAAAGAGGAGUCGUGGCUCUUCUCUCGCUUCUCUACCGGAUGGAGCUGCGGGCUGCAUGCGGACUGGACGGAACUGACCAACUGCGUCCCUGUCAUCAUGGAUAAGAAGGAAGUCCAGAGGAAUAAAAGGAACUUCUACUACAUCACCAUGCUUCGCGACCCGGUGUCCCGCUACCUGAGCGAGUGGAAGCACGUCCAGCGAGGCGCCACCUGGAAAACCGCCUUACACAUGUGCGACGGACGCUCGCCCACGCAAGACGAGCUACCCACCUGCUACAACGGAGAAGACUGGUCCGGCGUCACUCUCACGGAGUUCAUGAAUUGCCCGUCCAAUCUGGCGAACAACCGUCAGGUGCGAAUGCUCUCCGACCUGAGCCUGGUGGGCUGCUACAACCUGUCGUCCAUGAACGAGACCCAGCGCAACCACAUCCUUCUCAGCAGCGCCAUGAGCAACCUGAAGAACAUGGCGUUCUACGGUCUAACCGAGUUCCAGCGUAAAACCCAGUACCUGUUUGAGCGGACGUUCAGCCUGCGCUUCAUCUCGCCCUUCACGCAGAUCAACAGCACGCGAGCUGCCAACGUGGACCUGAGCGAAACUGUUCGCAGACGCAUCGAGGACCUCAACUACCUGGACGUGCAGCUCUACGAAUACGCCAAGGAUCUGUUCCUGCAGCGUUUCCAGUUCAGCCGCCAGAAGGAGCACCAGGAGGUGCGCUUGAAGCGGCGCGAGGAGAGGCGCUGGAUGCGCGAGCAGCAAGCCAAACGUAGGGGAGGAGCUUAUAAAAGCGGGCGGGAGGAAUUGGAGAAGACGUCUGACAGUGACUUUCAAAGCACCACUGAGGACUACACGAGUCAAGUCGCUCGCUGGUGAUGCCGACCAGGAAGUGGUUCGGACUCAAAACAUCCCGUCGUUCCGUUCCGUCACCUGUUCCUCAAGCUUUUAGCGUCUUACUUUUCAAAAAGUGUGCAGCGGCUCUACCUCGAGCUGCUUUUUUGGUGUCUUAACAUCUUCUGAUGUUCUUCAUGGGUUCCUGUCAUGUCAUGGCUGCCUUGGUUAUUUCUACGCGAUGAUUGGACGGCUUUAAAAGAACAUCAAACAACAACCAGAAGCUGAUGAAUGUCAUCUUAAAAUAGCACAUGAUCCGUUUUUAAAAUGUACACGUAGAAGGUUGCAUGCCACAUGUUCACACUUAUACAGCUGUCAAUCAUUUAUUUCACGCCAACGUGCAUGAAUACUGACUCUUGUAGUGUUUUUAGUUGCAAUGCACUUUUUUACGUUCACACGUGCAAUACAUUACUAUAGAGGAAAAACAGUGGAACCUCUAAAGUCCAACGCCAUAGAAAU